Messenger RNA from Drosophila gunungcola (fruit fly), 849 nucleotides. RefSeq lists its product as uncharacterized. Lineage: Eukaryota; Metazoa; Arthropoda; Insecta; Diptera; Drosophilidae. Gene Ontology annotation, cellular component: endosome; trans-Golgi network transport vesicle; synaptic vesicle. Gene Ontology annotation, biological process: protein secretion; cellular response to insulin stimulus; Golgi vesicle fusion to target membrane. The record is from RefSeq and is a predicted model, not a curated record. Bases 111 to 779 code for a protein of 222 amino acids. Gene Ontology annotation, molecular function: GTP binding; GTPase activity. The transcript has a single exon.
GUAUUUCUUACCAGAAUACAAUCCGAAAGUAAGCUAGGAAAAAUACGUAAGGUUUAGAGCCCUUUAACAUUUUGGGAGAACCACUCAGACGAAUCUGGCGACCCGGAUCGAUGAUGUCCGACUACAAAUACCGCUUCAAGAUCCUCCUCCUGGGCGACGCCUCCGUGGGCAAGUCCUGCCUGCUGAUGCGCUUCGCCAACGGCCGAUUCACCGGCAAGCACGAGACCACAUUGGGCGUGGACUUUAAGGUGAGACACGUGGAGGUGGCCGGCCAGGUGGUUAAGCUGCAGAUCUGGGACACCGCCGGCGAGGAGCGCUACCGGUCGAUGCUGCCCGCAUAUUAUCGCGGCGCCCAUGGCGUCCUGCUCGUCUACGACACCACUUCGGCCAGCAGUUUCCGGAGCAUCGAUGCCUGGCUGGACGAGAUUAAGCGCCACUGUCCCGAACGGAUCAACAUAUUGCUGGUGGGCAACAAGUGCGACGAUUUGAAGCGGCGCGAGGUGAGCCAGCGCCAGGCGACCUACUAUGCCGCCCAUCAUCAACUCGCCUUUCGCGAGGCAUCCGCCAAAAGUGGCACCAAUGUGAGUCUCAUGUUCUACGACCUGGCGAUCAGCAUCUUCAAUCGCCUGGUGGUCAUGGCCCCGCUGACCAAACGCCUCCACGCCGGCCAGGAUGGCAACGACGAACUGGGUGAGGGGCAUCCUGGCCAGAGCCGCACUAUCCGCUUGAACAACAAUGGUCGACUGGGGUGCACGAGCGUGGAGUCCUGCUUCUGUUGAAUCCUUAAAUGAAGCAGACAACAUCGUAUUAUAGUUCAUGUUCAAAUAUAUUUACGCUGAGCAAAAUGAA